AUGAGGGCACCCCAUUGGAGCGCGCGCGCGGGCGACGGCGGUGCCCGCGGGGGUGUUAGGAUGCGCCGGCAGAAGACCGGAUCGUGGGGGGAAAUAUCCGGCGACGAGGAGUCGGGCGCGCCGCAUCCGUGGGACGCGGCCGACGGGGCCGACGGAUGGGGGCCCGGGAGCCGCGACACCUCCCCGACCGCGCUGGCGCUGCGCGGACGACGAAAGUCGAACAACUACGCGAUCGGGUCGGGUCCGGGUCCGUCGCCCGAGAGGUCCUCCGCCGGCGGUAAGACCCCGGGGACGACCUCAGGGAACGACGAGAAGACCACCACGGUGAACGAGGCGGCGCUCAACCUCGCCAACUGCGUCAUGGGCGCCGGCGCUCUCUCGCUCCCGUCCUACUUCAAGUCCUGCGGCGUCGUGCUCGGCAUCCUCGUGCUGCUCCUCAGCGGCGCGUGGACCUGGUUGAGCUGCGAGAUGAUGCUGCGCACCGCGGACGCGGUAUCGCAGCGGUUCCUACGGGGUAAACCCGUGGGCACGUACGAGGAUCUGGUGGACCUGACUCUCGGAUGGCGCGGCCGGGUCGCCACCACCGCGGGCAUCGUCCUCCUGCAGAUUGGCUGCCUGGUCGGCUACGCGAACAUCCUCACCGACGUCGUCUCGCCGUUCGCCAUAGACAUCCUGCCGCCCGGUUUGGAGCCCAACCGCGGGGCGAUACUCGCGGCGGUGACCCUGGGCGGCAUGCUGCCCAUGGGGGUCGUGGUCGGCGGCGACGCGGGGGGCGUCCUGGCGCUGGUGUCGAAACUCUCGAUGUCCAUAGUCGCGGUGUUUGCGGUGGCGCUGACGUGCCACGCGUUCGCACCCGGAACCAUCGUCGCGUCCCCGGGGACGACGGCGUCCCCGGGCGAAGGUGCCGACUCACUCGGGGUGGGAGUGGUCGACCCGUCCCCGGUGUCGCCGAUCGUCUGGUUCAACCCCGGCGGGGUGAUGUCGGCGCUCCCGCUGGCGCUCUUUGCGUUUGGAGCUCACCCCGCGGUUCUCCCGGUGGUGAAAACCAUGCGCCCACAAACCCUCGACGCCAACACGAAGCUGGUCACCACCGUCUUGGCGGCCUGCGCCGUGGGUUACCUGAUGAUCGGCCUCGGUGGGUACCUGAGCUUUCGCAAGGCGACGGCGGGUAACGUCCUGCGAAACGUCGACGGGUUCUUCCUCGGUCAGACUGGCGCCAAGGCGAUCAAGUUCGGGUACGCGCUGGUCAUCCUGGCGAGCGUCCCGACCAUCUUGUUACCCCUGCAGAAGGGCGCGAAGGACGCGUACGUCGCUCUGGUCCCGUCCGCGGCGAUUCACAUCUCAGGAGGCGGGCCGACGCCGGGUAAGCCCCCGAGGCCAACAAACGAAAAAGCCAAAAACCCAAACGAAAAAGCCAACACUGCCAAUACUGCCGCAGCCUCCGGCGUCGUCGUGGACGUCGCGCCCGAGGUGGCCGCGCGUCUGGCGCAGGGCGUGGCGCUGGGUUCCAUGCUCGUCGCCCUGACCCUUUCGCUGUACGUUCCCAACGUGGCCUUCGCCUUUGGCCUCACGGGUUCCACGUGCUCGUUCCUGGUGGCGUUCAUACUGCCCUCGCUGGCGUACCUGUCGGUGACGGGAACCGGACCGCGGGGCGGGGCGAGGCGAAGGGGGCGGGUGAACACCACGGGGGUGGAGCUGGGCAAGGCGGACAAGGCGGACGCGGACGUGGAGUUGAGGGAAAUUGAGGAAACGGUGACGGAAGGGGGUCGGUCCUUUGUGUCGGCGGCGGGGCUAUCAAAGCCGGGCGCGGGAAGGUCCGGCGGCGCCAACGGCAACGGUUGGGAGUGGCUGCAGGAGAGCGAGAGCGACCUCUCGGACGACCCCGCCGCCUCCCUCGUCGAUAAGGAGAAGCAGAACGGUCACUCGCGCGUUGUGACGACGGGCAAAGAACCCGUCUUUGCCGGCGACAGGUCCGAGCGAAUCGCCACCCGGCGCAGGCGAGGCUUCGCCAAAGCCACGAUCGUUCUCGCGGUGAUCCUCAUGUACUUUUGCACCCGAGAGGUGGUCCGCGAGGUGUGGCACGAGCGCAAGAUCGUGGAGGUUGUGUCCAAGAUCACGGACGCCAAGCUGGAGGCUGCGAAACUCGAGAAGGACGUCGAGACGAUUGAGUCGGCAAAGGAGGAAUACGCGGAGUCUCAGAAACAGUUCAAGGGCGCGCUCACCAACGCCACGGUGGCGCUCAGCGACGCGGAGCGCACCGGCGUGGGCGCGGACGAGCUCGAGAAGAUGAACCAGACCAUCGCGGAGAAGACCAAGCAAUUCGCGAAGGCUCCGCCCGCGGGCGGGGGCGUCAUCUCGGACCCGCCCCCCGCGCCAAACCCCAAACCCAAACCCUCCGAGAAGAAGAAGGCGCCGGAGCCCAAACCGAAACCCAGCACGGACGGCCAGCCACCGCCCGCCGGGGAUGAGACCUCCGUGACCGACCCGAGUGCCGGCGACGAAGUCAUCCAGAAGGCGGAGGAGAGCCUGAAGAAGGUGGAGGAGGUGGAGGCCAAGAGCGAGGAGGCCAAGGGUAAGCUGGAGGACGCGUUGGGAUUGGUGGACGAGAAGCAGAGGCGAAAGGAGGAGAAGGAGCGGAGGGAGGAGAGCGCGUGGCUCGAGGGGUGGGUCAAGGAGCACCAAGGCGAGGACAGCUCCAUCCUGGCCAACGUCGACGCGGGCGCGAAGGAUGCCGGAAAGAAGGACACAGACGCGAAGAAGAAGGAGGAGAAGAAGGAGGAGAAGAAGGACAAAAAGGACAUAAAGGACAAAAAGAGGGACGAGGGGGGAAUCGACGGCGCCGGAGACGAGUCGUCGUCGUCGUCCUCGGAGGACUUUGUCCACGAAAACGACGUCGCCAACGAUUACGCGGACGACAAGAGGAAGGCCUCGGGGGCUGGCGACGGUGGUCCGGGGAAGGAACCCCGGAAGAAGAACAACGCCACGGCCGCGGCCACGGCGGCGACGGACGAAGAAGAGGAAAAUGGGGGCAUCCCGGAUCCCUCCGACGUCGUCGCCAGGGCGGACGAGAAGGUGAAGGAGCUCAGCGAGCAGAAGCAGGAGGUGGAGAAGAAAACGGACGAGGUGCUGAGGGAGGCUGCGGCGCGGGAGGGCAUCGACGAGGACGAGGCGAACGCUUUGGCCGAAGCGCUCGCGGCGACGAAAAUGGGCGCGAGCGGCGUCACGGAGAAGAAGGCACCACCACCGACGGUCGGCUCGAAGGGUGCCGACCCGGGUGCCGACCCGGGUGCCGCCGUGCCGUCGACGUCGACGCGCGCCGCGGGGGACGGGGACGCGGAGGAGGCGAAGGGGGAAGCCUCGGAGGAUCUCUUCACCGGGAGAAGGCGAUUGUUUUGAUCAAAGUCAUCAGCCUUGAAAAGUUUCGUCCACCGCACCUACUCGUCGCCGCACCUACUCGUCGUCGACGCGUUCGUGGUCGGAUACCACGAUGUCCACCCCGAGCUUCUUCUCCAGGCGCUCUAUGCUCUUCUUGAACCGCACCAGGCUCGUGUCCGGUCCGAUCUCGAUCACGGCGUCAAUCGUGAACAGGUCCUCGUCGCCAAACGGCGCCGGCUGCGUGUCGGUAUUUAAAGUCUCGACGUUUAUACCCUC
Micromonas commoda is the source of this 3651-nucleotide messenger RNA. Its product is annotated as amino Acid/Auxin permease family. Bases 1 to 3396 code for a protein of 1131 amino acids. The transcript has a single exon. NCBI's taxonomy places the organism in Eukaryota, Viridiplantae, Chlorophyta, Mamiellophyceae, Mamiellales, Mamiellaceae. Gene Ontology annotation, biological process: amino acid transmembrane transport. Gene Ontology annotation, molecular function: amino acid transmembrane transporter activity. The record is from RefSeq and is a predicted model, not a curated record.